UGGAGGGGUGGGGGUGCUGCUAUUCUCACGUUCCCGGCUCCCACGUGGAGGUGGGGAAGGCGAUGGAGCGGUCGUACUCGUCCCUCGCAAUCGUUCCGGGGCAGUUCGACGACGCCGAAGCCGACGACGCCGUCAACGGUGCCACAGACGAGCGCGAGAAGAGCACAAACGGCGGAAUGCCUGGGACGGAGGGACUACAGAUCGGGCACGAUGUGGAAACAGUGGCGAGAGAAGGGGAGGAGGAAGCACCUGGGGAGGAGGAGGAGGAGGUCGACAGCGAUGAAGAUGACGACGGCUGGGAUUGGGACGAUGCUUCUGAUAAUAUCACCAAGCGCGUUAACAUCUACCGGAGUAACAACCAGCAGUGCAAUCGGCAAACGGCGCCCAAUGCAUUGAAGAUGUGUGCACCACAAGACAAGGCUUUGAGAAAGUUUGAAAAUAAGAUCUCUCUGGAAAAGUUGAACUUUGCCGAUUCUGUGAUAAACAAAGUGACGGAGCGCUGCAGACAGAAGGAUGCUGAAAUGUACCGCGUUAAGGACAAGGCAGACAGGGCGACUGUGGAACAGGUGCUGGAUCCGCGGACACGCAUGAUUCUAUUCAAGUUGCUGAGCCGAGGGGUCAUCACGGCGAUCAAUGGGUGCAUCAGCACCGGCAAGGAGGCGAACGUUUACCACGCAUCGCACGGAGCGAACGAGAACCGGGCCAUUAAGAUCUACAAAACGUCCAUCCUCAUCUUCAAGGACCGCGACAAAUACGUCAGCGGCGAGUUCAGAUUCCGCCACGGAUACUGCAAAGGAAAUCCCCGGAAGAUGGUGAGGACGUGGGCGGAGAAGGAAAUGAGGAACUUAACAAGGUUGCACACGGCAGGAAUCCCGUGUCCAGAACCGGUCAUGCUUCGCAGCCACGUGCUGGUCAUGGGCUUCAUCGGCAAAGGAGACAUGCCGGCGCCACUGCUGAAGAACGUGCAGCUGUCGGAAGGCAAGGCUCGCGAGCUCUACCUGCACCUCAUCCAGCACAUGCGCGCCAUGUACCAGCGGGCGCGCCUGGUGCACGCCGACCUCAGCGAGUUCAACCUCCUAUACCACGAGGGCGAGGUGUACAUAAUCGACGUGUCCCAGUCGGUGGAGCACGACCACCCACACGCUCUCGAGUUCCUCCGGAAGGACUGCAGUAAUGUGAAUGAUUUUUUCAAGAAGAAUCACGUCCCAGUGAUGACGGUGCGCGAGUUGUUCGACUUCAUCACUGACCCCACCAUCAACAGCGACAACAUCGACCAGUACCUGGAUAAGGCUAUGGAGGUAGCAUCUGCACGAACAGGAGACGAUCGCUCCUGCCAAGACGAGGUGGAUGAAGAGGUGUUCAAAAAAGCCUACAUCCCCCGCACACUCACCGACGUGGUGGACUACGAGCGGGACUUUGACCAGAUGAUGCAGGCCAAGGAGGAGGACGCGGCCUUCAGCGUGCAGCACGACAACAUCUUAUAUCAGACCGUUACAGGCUUGAGGAAGGACCUCACAGGAGCACAAACGGUCCCCGCGUUGCUCGAGGAAGACACCGAUUCCAGCUUGAGUAACGGCAGCGACGAUGGCGGCAGCAGCAGCGAUGACAACAACGAAUGCGUCGCUUCAAAUGGCGACGGCCCGGGGUUUGUCCAUCCCAAGGACAGGCCUCAAGAGUCGCCGGCGGAUAAGAAGGAGCGAAAGAAAGAAGUAAAGGAUGCGCAGAGAGAAAAGCGGAAGCAAAAGACUCCCAAGCAUGUCAAGAAACGGAGAGAGAGGCUCGGCAAGAUAAAGAGCAAGUGAUAGAGAUGCCGGCCGAAAGUGACUUACACGCGCGUGCCUCCACGGUUUAAAAAAAAAUCAAGAUUCCGUGGACCGACGACACAAAAAUGCCCAGUGGAUAAUGCAAUGAAAGUAAUGUUCUUUAUUAUGAGCUUCGUGUGUGGUUCAAUGAGAAAAUGCUGGUGGAUUUCGAGUAAUGAGAGGAUCUGCUUGCAGAGGUAGAUCUGUAAACCUAGGGGCUGGGAAGGCAGUCCCAAAGUAUACAACUUUUUAAAAUAGGAGCGUUACAUUCAUUUAAACACAUUCAAUGUAUUUUUUUCGAGCAAGCAUCAACAGAAACACCGAUUUUGACGAUCUGCCACUGGCUGCUUGAAAUCCUAAGAAAUUGCAUAAAAAAACCCGAACCUCUUCUGGUAUUCAUAUUGUAAAUAAAUACUUUGAAGUACAA
Petromyzon marinus (sea lamprey) is the source of this 2229-nucleotide messenger RNA. RefSeq names its product RIO kinase 1 (gene RIOK1). The record is from RefSeq and is a predicted model, not a curated record. Gene Ontology annotation, molecular function: ATP binding; protein serine/threonine kinase activity. NCBI's taxonomy places the organism in Eukaryota, Metazoa, Chordata, Hyperoartia, Petromyzontiformes, Petromyzontidae.